Messenger RNA from Loxodonta africana (African savanna elephant), 1615 nucleotides. RefSeq names its product dual specificity phosphatase 14 (gene DUSP14). The record is from RefSeq and is a predicted model, not a curated record. The coding region runs from base 270 to 866 and encodes 198 amino acids. The transcript has 3 exons. Lineage: Eukaryota; Metazoa; Chordata; Mammalia; Proboscidea; Elephantidae. Gene Ontology annotation, molecular function: MAP kinase tyrosine/serine/threonine phosphatase activity. Gene Ontology annotation, cellular component: cytoplasm. Gene Ontology annotation, biological process: protein dephosphorylation.
GGGGCGCGCGCGGCAGGCAGCCCGCAGAAGCCGGGAGCCGCGCAGGAGGACGCAGCCCCAGCCGCGAGCCCAACAGCCGGCCGGUCUGAUUUGUAUCCACUAUAACCAGCACUGCUCACUGAGAAUUUUCUGGAUCGAUCCAAGGGCUCCAGAGUACACUGGAACUUCCUCAGCAAGAAGAAGACUGUAAUUUCGGAUUCCUUGGCGGAAGGAAAAAAACCCACUCUGGUCUUGCUGCCAACGAUGCAAGUGUGAUUACCGGCGUCUUCAUGAGCUCCAGAGGUCACAGCACACUACCACGGACUCUCAUGGCCCCUCGGAUGAUUUCCGAGGGAGACAUAGGAGGCAUUGCUCAAAUCACCUCCUCUCUCUUCCUGGGCAGAGGCAGUGUGGCUUCCAACCGGCACCUCCUCCAGGCUCGUGGGAUCACCUGCAUCGUUAAUGCUACCAUAGAGAUCCCCAAUUUCAACUGGCCCCAAUUUGAAUAUGUUAAAGUGCCUCUGGCUGACAUGCCCCAUGCCCCCAUUGGACUGUACUUUGACACAGUGGCUGACAAGAUCCACAGCGUGAGCAGGAAGCACGGGGCCACCUUGGUGCAUUGUGCUGCAGGGGUGAGCCGCUCAGCUACUCUCUGCAUCGCUUACCUGAUGAAAUACCACAAUGUGUGCCUACUGGAGGCGUACAACUGGGUGAAAGCCCGGAGGCCUGUCAUCAGGCCUAACGUGGGCUUCUGGAGGCAGCUGAUAGACUAUGAGCGCCAGCUCUUUGGGAAGUCAACAGUUAAAAUGGUACAGACGCCUUAUGGCAUAGUUCCAGACGUUUAUGAGAAAGAGUCCCGACACCUGAUGCCUUACUGGGGAAUUUAAUGCCACCAAAGCCUGCAUCAGCAGCCCCCUGAGCAGUACCAGCAUCUGCUAUACACCGUCUGCUCCCCUCUUCACCUUUCUUUUCAAAUGGUUGACUUUUGCUUCUCCCUGGAGUGUUUUUUACACUGGGUGUUCAAAUUUAUUUUAAGAAGUAGAAGGGAGGGGAGGGACAUAAGGGAAUGCAUACAUUGCUAGUAACAUUUUUAAAACUUAACAUUUUGGAUAGUGUUUAUGAAAAUCUUUAACUGGCUUUUAAUCAUUUUUAACGAUUUGAACAGUUUAUAAGCUGUCAGGUUCUGCUCUGUUCUGAAUCCCACCCAGGCCUUUUGGCACCACUGCAGGUGCUAGGGGAGCUCAGUGCAAAAAACAUCACUUUGGGCCCCAGUUAACCCUUUAGAGACAAGCUUUGCUUAAGGCUGCCGACCAAACAGAUGCUUAGGGAAGACUGAUACCAGCUUCAGUCUCUACUGGAUUGGUAGCCCUACUCUCUCCUUUUCCCUCUAUUAGUGACUCUGUAAGUUAAAAUAAGUAAACCUUUGUCAUUUAGCUGUUAAGUAACCAUAAUGAAAUCUGCUGCAAAGACCCUCUUGGAAUCAAUGUGUCCCAGGAUUAUAUUAGCAUUAUUUUUAAUAAAUAUAUCUGCUUAGCAUAUUAGCAUUUUUACUAAUUAGAAUUAAUUUCAGGGUGUGUGUGUGUUGAUGGAAGAAAGACACUCUCCAAUAAUUGUGGUAAAUUACGGCUCUCUGACA